ACGAGGCAGUGAGGAAGAAAGUCAGAUCACAUACUCCACAAGCCAGUCCUCCCAAGUUUGUCUCUAUGGAGGAGCUGAUGGAGACGGCCAAGGGUGUCACCAACUUGGCUUUGGCUCACGAGAUAAUGGUCAACCAGGCGUUUCAGGUCAAACCUGCAGAACUUCCUGAAGGAAGUCUGGAGCACAGAGUGAAGGAGAUAAUGCACAGAGCAUUCUGGGAUUGUUUGGAAGCGCAGUUGCAUGAGGAUCCACCGUCUUAUGGACACGCCAUUAAAAUUCUGGCUGAGAUCAAAGAGACUCUUCUGUCUUAUCUGCUCCCGGGCCACGGCCGUCAGAGAACCCGCAUCGAGGAGGUCCUGGACCUGUCUCUAAUCCAGCAGCAGGCUGAAAAUGGAGCUCUGGACAUUGGUCAACUGUCCCAGUUCAUCAUUGGGAUGAUGGGGUCACUGUGCGCCCCCUGCAGGGAUAAGGACAUCAACAAGCUGAAGGAGAUCACAGACAUUGUGUUGCUGCUAAAGAAGAUAUUUUCAGUCCUGGACCUGAUGAAGGUGGAUAUGGCAAACUUUGCACUGUGCAGCAUUAGGCCUCACUUGAUGCAGCAGUCAGUCGAGUAUGAGAGAAACAAAUUCCAGGAGUUUCUGGACAAACAACCAAAUGCGUUAGACUUCACUGAGAAGUGGUUGGAGGACACAGUGAAUUACCUGAGGGAGUCGAACCAGGACGGUGCCACGUCGUCUAACGCGUCUCCUCUGCUCUCACUGAAUGUCCAUAAUUAUGCAUAUCUACGCCUGCUUAAGUGGGACCAUGCCUCGGCCCCCUUCCCAGAGACAGUUUUGAUGGAUCAGGUUCGGUUCCAGGAGAUGCAGCAGGAGGCAGAACGUUUGGUCCUGCUCUCCUCCCUCCUCCUCAUCGUCUACACUACAACAGGAGAAGCCAUCUCAGGCCUGCCAGGGCUGAUGGAGAGACUCAAAAACACUGUCAACAUCAUGCUCACAGACAUGCAUACACCGUCGUUCAGUGCAGCCGACGCCUUAGCCACCAUCGGAGAGAAACUGUGUGUUGAACUAAGUGAGUGCCUCAGCCAACAUGGCUACUCUCCGUUCUCUGCGGACAAGAAGAGCAUCCUGAAGGGACAGAUCUCCGCCACCAUCCAUCCUGACAACACAGUCCGCAAAGUGAUGGACUCUCGAGUACAGUCCUACCUCCUGGCAUCACUGGAGUCCAGUCAGCACAAGACUCCUCCCUCUCUCCCAGGAGGUCUGGUUCCGGUGUCCAAGGAGCUGAAGGAGCUCACCGUUCAUUUCAGUCGCCUCGUCAACUACAACAAGCUCGUCUUCUCUCCAUUCUACCAAAAGAUUUUCAACAAAAUACUCACACCAGGGGAGACGUCAAGCUCGGAGACUUAGGAACUUAGUGUUUUGAAAAGUUGUCUUUAAUGUCACGUCUGUAUCAUUUAAAAAAAAAAAAUCCCACUGCCUACCAUCCCACAACAACAACUGCUUAUCUGACAGGUAUUAGACCUCGAACCAGUAUUGAUCUCACACUAACACUGUUUUUUGCUUGGUGAGCUGCAGUGUAGGCGUACAGAACUAGAUGCUGCCUGUUUAUCACGCCUUGCCUAUAUGCUAAGCUAACCUAAGCUAAGUGAACUAUGGCUGCAGCGUCAUAUUUACAAAACCUAAAACGGUAUCGAGCUUUUCAUUCAACCCCAAUACAUUAAAACAGUAGUAAUUUGAUGUAGUUCCACCAUUCCACCGCUGGAUGUCAGUAAAGGGUUGUUACAAUUGGGUGACGUUACUGUGUUUCUAUUGGCGAAAGCAACAGACAGAGUUUUUAUUAGUUCUGACUGAAAUAAUCACAUCUUUAAGAAACUUGUCUUUAACCAGUGACUGUCAGAAUUUAGAACUAUUUAAGAAGUAUUUGAAACAAUGUAUUUCACUAACAGACCAGUGUCUAAAGCCCUAAUGACCUUUUGCCUGGUUGUUGAAACCUGUGAACGUCUGAAUAUUUGUACUGGCUCAUGGGGAAUUAAAAGAUUUGCCAUGUUGCAGUGACUGAAACCACAGUGUCCAAGGGUUAGCACUUAGUUCACGCAAAGUUACUUUAGAACGAUGAAUUAAUGGAAUCAAACAGAUGGAAAGUCAGACUGUUCAAAUUGAUUUUUUUUAUUCUCUUGUACUGCAGAGGAUUAUUUAGUUUUUUUUAAAUUAUAUUUAAAUAUUUAAAGUCUCCCAAACAUUUUAAUUUUUAACUAUUUCAUACUUGUACUGAGCUUUGCCCUAAGUUCUGUUUAGGGAUGUCCAAUAUUAAGUUUUUCACCCCUCUGCACACAGAAUAUGUUCUCUAGAGUUCAUAAAAUGUAGAAAGAAUUUUUUUUUUCACCAUGGUGUUCGAGUGAAGGUUCAAAAAGGUUUUGUUUUUUUUUUCAUGCAAAGUAACACGGAGGAAGUUUCUAAAUAUUGCUACUGGGUCUGUUACACCAUGUUGUGCCCUGUUUAAAAAUGGAACAUAAAAUAAAAAAAUUACA
Cynoglossus semilaevis (tongue sole) is the source of this 2527-nucleotide messenger RNA. It is a transcript of the gene tcp11l1, whose product is annotated as t-complex 11, testis-specific-like 1. Gene Ontology annotation, biological process: signal transduction. Bases 66 to 1406 code for a protein of 446 amino acids. The transcript is spliced from 9 exons. NCBI's taxonomy places the organism in Eukaryota, Metazoa, Chordata, Actinopteri, Pleuronectiformes, Cynoglossidae. The record is from RefSeq and is a predicted model, not a curated record.